UCCCCCCUAUCUACCAAUCUCUCUCUCUCUCUCUCUCUCUCUCUCUCUCUCUCUCAAUCAAGAGUCCUAACGUAGUCUCUCAAAAAAUCAUGGACUCUGAGUUGGGAGAGAAAGAAAGAGAGAACUUUUUACUCUUCCCUUUACUCUUUCAAUGCUGCAACGACCACCGUCCAAUCUCAUGGAAUUGGAGGAAUAAGUUUAGGAUCUGAAUUGGGAAACAAAUAUUUCGGAGACCCAGGAUAAGAAAACUUGGAACUUCCUUCUGUUGUUUUUUUCCGAGAGUUCCGAGAUGUUUGGGGGCAAGUGUUUCUUUUGGAGCAGAAUCUCUACUUUGUCGUCGCCUGAACCGGAGCCUUUCACUCUGCCGGCGCCGCUUCCGAAAUGGCCAAAAGGUCAAGGUUUUGCUGGCGGAAUUAUUUGUCUAGGAGAAAUAGAGGUGGUUCAAAUCACCAAGUUUGAGAGUGUUUGGAGCUGCAGUCUAUUGAAUGAUAGCAGAAAAGGUGCUGCAUUCUAUAAACCAAUAGGAAUACCAGAUGGAUUUUUCAGCCUAGGUUGCUACUGCCAACCAAAUGACCAGCCUUUACAAGGGUUUGUUCUUGCUGCUAGAGAAGUGGCUGCUCCUGAUGCAGAAGGUAGUCAUUUUUGCCACAGAAAUGACUCUCCAGCUCUUACCAAGCCUGUUGACUAUACACUAGUUUGGAGUAUAGAUGAUUGGAACGGCGACAUUCAUGAUGGAUGCGGUUACUUUUGGUUGCCACAAGCACCCGAGGGUUAUAAAGUUAUGGGGCAUUUGGUCACUAAAAAGCCUGGCAAGCCUUCACUUGAAGAAGUGAGAUGUGUCCGAGCUGAUCUCACAGAGAACUGUGAGGCCAAUUGUUUAAUUCUUGACGUGAAUUCAAAAUCUCCCCAAAAGUUUCCAUUUUGGGUUUGGAAAGUAAGACCUAGCCAUAGAGGAAUAUUGGGAAAAGGUGUAUCUGUAGGAACAUUCUUCUGCAGUAGUUCUGGAGAUGAGCUGAAUAUUGCAUGCUUGAAAAACCUCGAUCCAAACCUGCAUGCAAUGCCAAAUCUGAAGCAGGUCCAUGGUCUUAUCAGGCACUAUGGGCCUACAGUUUUCUUCCAUCCAGAUGAGAUAUAUUUGCCUUCCUCUGUGCCAUGGUUUUUCAAAAAUGGGGCCUUGUUAUACAGAAAAGGGGAAUUAGAUGGUGAAGCAAUUGAUGCUAGUGGCUCAAACCUUCCAAAUGGUGGCAAUAAUGAUGGGGAAUGUUGGAUAGACUUGCCAAAUGAUGAUCAAAGGAGUACUGUUAAAUGUGGCAACAUAGAAAGUGCAGAACUCUAUGUUCAUGUGAAACCAGCCUUGGGAGGAACAUUCACUGAUAUUGCAAUGUGGGUCUUUUGUCCCUUCAAUGGGCCAGCCACUAUCAAGGUUGGGGUUUUAAAUUUUUCACUUAGCAAGAUAGGGCAGCAUGUUGGUGAUUGGGAGCAUUUCACACUCCGUGUGAGCAACUUCACUGGUGAACUCUGGAGUAUAUACUUCUCACAGCACAGUGGUGGUGAAUGGGUGGAUGCAUGGAACUUGGAGUUCAUUGAAGGGAACAAGCCAAUUGUUUACUCAUCAAAGCAUGGUCAUGCAAGCUUCCCACAUCCUGGGAACUAUAUUCAAGGUUCUGAGAAGCUGGGGAUAGGAGUGAAGAAUGAUGCUGCUCGAAGCAACUUUUAUGUGGAUUCAAGUGUCAAGUAUCAGAUUGUUGCAGCUGAGUAUCUCGGUGAUGGAAUUGUGACAGAGCCAUGUUGGUUGCAGUAUAUGAGAGAAUGGGGUCCAACCAUUGUGUAUAGUUCUCGUUCGGAACUGGAGAAGAUAAGCAGUCUUCUUCCGGCGGUGAUCAGGUUUUCAGUGGAGAACAUUUUUGACAAGAUUCCGAUGGAACUUUCUAGAGAGGAAGGACCCACUGGACCCAAGGAGAAGAAUAAUUGGGAGGGAGAUGAAAGAGGGUAGGUUAGUUCUAUUGUCCGUCUGAUCUAGGGGGCGUCACAAAUUACCCCAUCUGGGUGUUUUGAGUAGUCUUUUGUUGAGAAGUAUGUAUAGUUGUCAUUACUGUCAGCAUAUUUAAAACAGUAGAUGUACUUCUGUGUGGGGUUGGAGGUGGGCUGGGGGGAGUGGGACUGGGGAAAGCAAAAGAGAAUAUCUCAUGUGUACCAAAGUUUUAGGUUCUUGUUUUAAACAGGGAAUUAGAUUGUUCAAAAUUAGUUACAAGAAUUUUUACUGGAAACCAAUGAUUCAGAAAUCUUGAGUGGGAGAAAUGUCUGCGUGGAUGAUACUAAGGAUGGUUAUUAUCUAUAUCAAAACAACAGGCUGACAGUUUUACAAAGCAAGCUCUGCUCCCAUCAAUGUUCCGUCUUGUGCUGAAUGAGGUGGCAAAACCUUAGCAAUGGCCGGCGUUCGAUUUCCCUUGCAACUAGGGAUCAGUCAUGAGGUCGUUUGAUCCAACUCUGAAAGCACCAUUAGUUUGCUGAUGAGAAAACAUUUUGCUCAAGGGUGAUUUGGUGGAGAUCCCAAUUAUAUUCAGAGGGGAUGGAGAUUCAAGGAGUCAGGGACAUUUAGGUUUUCUCUGAAAGAUCUGCUGAUCUGUUGAAUCUUUUGGUACUCAAUUGUUAUAAACAUGGUAUCACUGCAUUUCUUUCAGAAUGAUUCAAGACUGUAGCAAGCGUGAAUAUGAUUUAGACUUCCGGAUGGAACGCCAUCAAAUGAUAUCAGAUCAGAUUGUCUGUGGAGAGAGUUGAUGCAAUGAGUGUGCUUCAUGGCUUUGAGUGGAGGGUUCCGUCAUUACUUGUGCUGGAGAGAGUUGAUGCAAAACCUAAAGAUCUGCUGAGUUUUGAAUCUUUUGGUACUCAAUUGUUAUGAACAUGAUAUCACUGCAUUUCGUACA
Molecule: messenger RNA, 2924 nt
Organism: Macadamia integrifolia
Lineage: Eukaryota; Viridiplantae; Streptophyta; Magnoliopsida; Proteales; Proteaceae
Exons: 2
Coding region: 290-1993 (567 amino acids)
Source: RefSeq, a predicted model, not a curated record